AAUUAUUCCCCUGCUACCACCAGCACCAGUGAGUGACAGUGUCUCACCGCGCCGCCUCAAUUGCCGUGCGGUGUCUGCUGUGUCGUCUCUCGUCGUGUUCCCUUCCCGCGCCCGGGCGAGAACGUGAAGUCCCUUGUUGCUUUCCAUGCCUCCAACCUACCCCCACGCCCUCGCUCACGGGCCUCCUCGCCAAUCCAGCUCCUCUCCUUCCUUCCAACCAUGCUCACACCAAAACCCCCAGCUCGCCCACUGUACCACCACCUCUAGCCAGAUCCACCACCCCUGCCAUUACCAUAUCAGUCACUCCAUCCUCCACUCUACACUCUACAGGCAACAAUGGCGGCUCCUCCUCCAAAGCCAAUGCUGCUGCAGCUCAUCCUACUGUUCUUCUUCGUCUUCGUCGCGUCGUCGGCUUCAGCGGCGGCGGCGGACAUGCCGAUGCCGGUGAACGAGGAAGUGCUGGGCCUCGUCGUCUUCCGGUCCGCCCUCGCCGACCCGUCCGGCGCGCUCUCCGCCUGGUCCGAGUCCGACGCGACGCCCUGCGGCUGGGCGCACGUCGAGUGCGACCCGGCCACCUCCCGCGUCCUCCGGCUCUCUCUCGACAACCUCUUCCUCUCCUCCACCUCCGGCACCGGCGGCAUCCCGCGCGGCCUCGACCGGCUCCCGGCGCUCCAAUCCCUCUCCCUCGCAGGCAACAACUUCUCCGGCAAUCUCUCCCCCGGCCUCUCCCUCCUUGCCUCCCUCCGCUCCCUCGACCUCUCACACAACGCCUUCUCCGGCAAUCUCCCCGAGGACUUCCCCUUUCUCCCCGCGCUCCGGUACCUCGACCUCACAGCAAACUCCUUCUCCGGCUCUCUCCCGACAUCCUUCCCUUCCACGCUCCGCUUCCUCAUGCUCUCCGGGAACGCCUUCUCCGGCCCGGUUCCUCUCGGGUUAUCCAACAGCGCUCUGCUUCUCCACCUCAACGUGUCCGGGAACCAGCUCUCGGGCACGCCGGACUUCCCCAGCGCGCUCUGGCCGCUGUCCCGGCUCCGCGCGCUCGACCUGUCGAACAACCGGCUCUCCGGCCCCGUGGCCGCCGGCAUUGCCAGCCUCCAUAAUCUGAAAACCGUCGACCUCAGCGGCAACCGGUUCUCCGGGGCUAUCCCAGCCGACAUCGGCCUCUGCCCGCACCUCAGCAGGAUCGACCUCAGCUCCAACGCCUUCGACGGCGCGCUCCCGGGCUCCAUCGGGGCUCUCUCCUCGCUCGUCUUCUUCUCCGCCUCCGGCAACCGGCUCUCCGGCCAGGUGCCUUCCUGGUUCGGCGGGCUGACAGCGCUCCAGCACCUCGACCUCUCCGACAACACGCUCACGGGUACAUUGCCUGAGUCUCUUGGUCAGCUCAAGGACCUCGGGUUCCUCAGCUUCUCCAAGAACAAGCUCGUUGGCAGCAUCCCGGAGUCCAUGUCCGGCUGCACCAAGCUCGCGGAGCUCCAUUUGAGAGGCAACAUCCUCAGCGGCGCCAUCCCCGAAGCUCUGUUCGACCUCGGGCUCGAGACGCUCGACGCGUCGGGGAACGCGCUCACGGGCGCCCUGCCGCCGUCGCCGGGGCUGGCGGAGACGACACUGCAGUGGCUCGACCUCUCGGGAAACCAGCUUACCGGUGCCAUUCGGGGACUCUUCGUCAACCUCCGGUACAUGAACCUGUCCGGUAAUCCUCUGCGCGCGCAGCUGCCGCCGGAGCUUGGUUUGCUCCGCGACCUCACGGUGCUCGACCUCCGCGGCUGCGGGCUCUACGGGCCGGUGCCUGCCGGCCUCUGCGAGUCCGGCAGCCUCGCCGUGCUCCAGCUCGACGGCAACUCCCUCUCUGGCCCCAUUCCCGACAGCAUCCGGAAAUGCUCUGCUCUCUACCUUCUGAGCUUGGGGCACAACGGACUGAGCGGGCAGAUACCGGCGGGGAUCGGGGAGCUGAAGAAGCUGGAGAUCCUGCGGCUGGAGGACAACAAGCUGAGCGGCGAGAUACCGCAGCAGCUGGGCGGGCUGGAGAGCCUCCUGGCAGUGAACAUCUCGCAUAAUCGGCUAGUUGGGCGGUUGCCGUCGUCGGGCGUGUUCCAGAGCCUGGACGCGAGCGCCAUCGACGGCAACCUCGGCGUGUGCAGCCCGCUGGUGAAGGAGCCCUGCCGGAUGAGCGUGCCCAAGCCGCUCGUGCUCGACCCCAACCAGUACGCCCACGGCAACAACAGUGGCGACGACAUUGGUACGAACAACGGCGGCGAUGGCGAUGGCGAGGCGGCGCCGAGGAAGAAGCGGCGGGUGCUGAGCGUGUCGGCCAUGGUGGCCAUCGGGGCGGCGCUGGUGAUCGUGCUCGGCGUCGUGGUGGUCACAUUGCUCAACGUGUCGGCGCGGCGGAGGGCCGGCGCCGGCCUGCUGCUCCCGGAGACGAAGGAGCUGGAGAGCAUCGUGUCGGCCAGCACGAGGACGACGAAGACGUCGACAGGCAAGGCUGCCAACACCGGCAAGAUGGUGACGUUCGGGCCUGGGACGAACAGCCUCCGCAGCGAGGACCUCGUGGGCGGCGCCGACGUGCUGCUGAGCAAGGCGACGGAGCUGGGCCGCGGCGGUUCGUCCGGGCGCGCCUCGUACCGCGCGCCCGUCGGCGACGGCCGCGUCGUGGCCAUCAAGAAGCUGCUGCUCGCGAACUCCGCCAUGGACCAGCAGCCCUCGUCUGCCUCUACCAACGCCGCACGCGAGGUGUUCGACCGCGAAGCGCGCGUCCUGGGCGCGGCGAGGCAUCCGAACCUGAUGCCGCUCAAGGGGUACUACUGGACGCCGCGGAUGCAGCUGCUCAUCACCGACUUCGCCCCACACGGCAGCCUCGAGGCGCGCCUCCACGGCAACAACAACAACGGCAACAAUGGCGUGUCGUCGCCGGCACCGAUGACGUGGGAGGAGAGGUUCAGGGUGAUAUCCGGCACGGCGAGCGGGCUGGCACACCUGCACCACUCGUUCCGGCCCCCAUUGAUCCACUACAACGUAAAGCCCAGCAACAUCCUCCUCGACUCCCGCUGCAACCCGCUCAUCUCCGACUUCGGCCUCGCCCGUCUCCAACCGGAGACGAGCCCGAACGAGAAGCGUGGCGGCGCCAUGGGGUACGCGGCGCCGGAGGUGGCGUGCGGGAGCCUACGUGUCAACGAGAAGUGCGACGUGUACGGGUUCGGGGUGGUGGUGCUGGAGACGGUGACGGGGCGGAGGGCCGUGGAGUACGGGGACGAUGACGUGGCCGUGCUGGUGGACCAGGUGAGAUCGGCGCUGGAGACGACGACGACACGUGGCGGCGGCGUGCUGGAUUGGGUGGACCCGGCGAUGGGCGGCGAGUUCCCGGAGGAGGAGGCGGUGCCGGUGCUGAAGCUGGGGAUCGUGUGCACGUCGCAGGUCCCGUCCAACCGGCCGUCCAUGGCCGAGGUGGUCCAGGUCCUGCACGUCAUCAGGGCCCCCUUGCCCGGAAUGGAACCUUUCGGACACUCGUGAUUCAGCUCACUUACGACCUGCAGGGUACGGACACUACGGACGCACGAUUAGUUGGCAGCUGCUUUGCAUGGACCGACCGUGCGUCGCAUGCUGCAACCACGGCAUAUAUUGCAUAGAUCCGCAAGCACUAUAUACCGUGUGCUCUUAAUUCACGAUGCUAGCUCUCUUUGUUCAUGUCACGUGUUUCCUAGUGAAAUUAAUUAGUUAAGGUCCUGGCACGUACAUUGUUUCCAUCUUCGAUUUUUUUUCCAGCUUUUUGGAUGUCAAAAUGUGACUGAUCGAUGCACUACUUCUCUUGUUUUUCACAGUUCCAGUAGUACUCGCUCUAAUUCAUAUUCAAAUUUGCCCAAAUAUAGAUGUAUCUGCGUCUACAUACAUGUAUUUCGUAAUAUGGGUGGGAGGGAGUACAUGGAAUUGAAAUUAUUGCUCA
Messenger RNA from Brachypodium distachyon (stiff brome), 3937 nucleotides. Its product is annotated as probably inactive leucine-rich repeat receptor-like protein kinase At3g28040. Gene Ontology annotation, molecular function: ATP binding; protein kinase activity; protein binding. Bases 337 to 3507 code for a protein of 1056 amino acids. Lineage: Eukaryota; Viridiplantae; Streptophyta; Magnoliopsida; Poales; Poaceae. Gene Ontology annotation, biological process: protein phosphorylation; hormone-mediated signaling pathway. Gene Ontology annotation, cellular component: plasma membrane. The transcript has 2 exons. The record is from RefSeq and is a predicted model, not a curated record.